AAAAUAGAAUUUACUUCUUCAAAUCCUUUGCGUUGUUUAAUUUUCUCAACUCUUGAAAGGUUUUGCUGCGGGAAAAAGAAGCGGGGGUGAAAAAUGGGUGCGGGAGAACCUAGUUUGGAAGAAUUGUUGGAGGAGAAGAAGCGGGUUAGAAACCCUCUUGUUCCUGUAGGUGCACUAAUUACGGCUGGAGUGCUCACUGCUGGGUUAAUCAGUUUUAGACAAGGCAAUUCUCGGUUGGGCCAGAUGCUAAUGAGAGCUAGGGUGGUAGUUCAGGGGGCUACAGUUGCUCUUAUGGUUGGCACUGCAUGCUACUACGGGGAGAAUCCUUGGAAAUCGAGUGAAAGUCGCUGAACUAUUCAGUUGCUUGUAGUUUAUUGGUUGCGACCGUUACGUUGUUUUUAUUUUACCAUGCAUAUUAUUUUUAUAGCCUUAUGCUUACUCAUAAGAAGUAAGAAUAUGUUUGAUGGAUUGAAAAUUUACC
This is a messenger RNA of Hibiscus syriacus, 481 nucleotides long. RefSeq names its product RING-H2 finger protein ATL48-like. Bases 94 to 351 code for a protein of 85 amino acids. Lineage: Eukaryota; Viridiplantae; Streptophyta; Magnoliopsida; Malvales; Malvaceae. The transcript has 2 exons. The record is from RefSeq and is a predicted model, not a curated record.